Molecule: messenger RNA, 506 nt
Organism: Phytophthora infestans T30-4
Lineage: Eukaryota; Oomycota; Peronosporomycetes; Peronosporales; Peronosporaceae
Exons: 1
Coding region: 17-457 (146 amino acids)
Source: RefSeq, a predicted model, not a curated record
GUCCUUUCAAGUGACCAUGCGUGUGGGUUAUAUCUUGAUCGCGGUCGUGGCGACUCUCCUUACUUGCUUCACUUCGAUUACGACAAGCGAACCCCUGCGUUUCAAGGAGGCUACCUCGAAUCGUAUCCUAUCGGCUGAUGACGAGGAGAACGAAGGCAUGGGCAGGCGGCUCGUAUGGCUCAGGCGCGUGGAUAGUGACGAUCUGAAAGCAUUUCCCUUGACUGAGGUGAAGUUGAUUCUAGCGAAAGAAUCGACACGGAAUCAGUACUUACAGAGCUGGGGAGAUGGGAAGGUUAGCAUCAAGAACCUAGCAAAAGGUCUUAAGCUCAGCACUGCUAAAAGCAAGCGUUUGCGGGAUAUCCUGAACCGGAACAAGAAGGAUCAGCUCAAGGUAUUGAAGAUGUAUGAGGAUUACCUGAAAACGCUUAAGAAGAUUCCUUCUCCCCCAGUCGCAUAGGUAGCGUAAAGCAUCCAAGGCAGGGAAUUCAGUACAAGCUAUACGUCUU